CAACCACCUUUACGUUCGGGCAUUGGCAGACAAUAUGGAGUCUCCCACAGCUACAUCAAACUCGCCGUCGCCUUCUCCUGGGACUUUGACCCCUCAGGAACAGGCGAAACUGCGAAGGGAGCGUCGACAAGCCAAAAUCCAAGCAGGAGGUGCCGCGAGGCUUAAUAAGAUUACUUCCUUGAGUGGUCGCCCUCAAGAACCAGCCCUGUCUACUGCUACGAACCCCGAAUCAAGCCCUCUAGCACCGGCAACUCCAACGACCGCCCCGGAUAAGCCAGCAGAUGACCCGGAAGAAGUGGAUAUCAGUCAGCAUUAUUAUGUUCCCCACCAAGAAUCACGCCCUGAUUCGCCACAAUCGCAAACAGUACAACAAGAUUUGUUCCGACAGAUGCUGUCCGGCAUUGGGCCUGAUUCUUCGGGACAACAAAUCCCCAGUUUGCAAAGUAACACCAGUCCUGGCAGUCGUUCUGAAAUGCAGGGAUCUCAAGCGGAAGCGGAGGAUCCAAUGAUGCGGAUGCUACAACAGUUGAUGGGGGGAGAUAGCAACGGCUCUGAUGCGAAAGAAGCGUUACCGCCAGGGCUUGCGUCAAUAUUUGGAGGCCAGCAGGAACAGCAGCCGGAGCCCAAUAAGUAUGGGAAUAUAUGGCGGAUCGUUCAUGCGCUCUUCGCGCUGGCACUCGGCGUCUAUAUAGUGGCAGCGACACCUUUCAGCGGAUCACAUUUCUCACGUUCAGAAUCGCUCGGAGGAGAAGUGGGCGUUCAGUUCUUCUGGAUAUUUGCUACAGCCGAGCUUAUUCUACAAAGCAGCCGGUUUUUCCUGGAAAGGGGUCGGCUUCCCACGACCGGCAUCCUCGGAGGUCUAGGAAGCAUGCUGCCGGAACCGUAUGCAGGAUAUGUGCGAGUUCUGAACCGCUACAGCGUAAUCUAUACUACCAUUGUAACUGAUGCAAUGGUAAUUGUAUUUGUGCUAGGGAGCGUGGCUUGGUGGAAAGGCCUGGUGAAUUGAUGAUGCAGAAAAGUUAAUUUAUUUCUUUACGAUUUUGAACGCAACUCAAAUAUGAUCGCUCGGGG
Messenger RNA from Xylona heveae TC161, 1071 nucleotides. RefSeq lists its product as hypothetical. The coding region runs from base 35 to 1006 and encodes 323 amino acids. Lineage: Eukaryota; Fungi; Ascomycota; Xylonomycetes; Xylonales; Xylonaceae. The record is from RefSeq and is a predicted model, not a curated record. Gene Ontology annotation, biological process: retrograde vesicle-mediated transport, Golgi to endoplasmic reticulum. The transcript is spliced from 2 exons.